Messenger RNA from Penicillium chermesinum, 1521 nucleotides. Its product is annotated as pentatricopeptide repeat protein. NCBI's taxonomy places the organism in Eukaryota, Fungi, Ascomycota, Eurotiomycetes, Eurotiales, Aspergillaceae. Gene Ontology annotation, molecular function: protein binding. The transcript has a single exon. The record is from RefSeq and is a predicted model, not a curated record. The coding region runs from base 1 to 1521 and encodes 506 amino acids.
AUGUCACGGUCUUUAUGGUCGAGCGCGAUAUAUAUGGCCGGCCGAAGCAGUAAUGGUCGGGUCUCAAAGCAAAGGUUGGUUGAGGCAGUUGGCCUUUGGCAACAAAUGGAACAUAUAGCAAACAUUGAGGCAGAUGAUGUCGUAUUCACCAUUCUAUUCGAAAUAGCGGUGAAGGCAAAUCAAUUUGUCGUUGCCGAGCGCCUUGAGCAAGAGAUGAAGAGGCGAGGUCUUCGGUUCGAGCGCUGGGGACUUGUCACGAAAAUCUUCUCAUAUGGAGUGCGCAAGAACGCAGAAGGAGUCCGAGCGACUUUCGAUGAAUUCGUCAGUUCCGGGGAGCUGGUUGAUACGGUUGUUCUCAACUGCGUCAUGGCGUCUUUUCUUCGUGCAGGGGACACUGUGACUGCCAAAUCCAUCUACGCACAAAUGCUAGAGGCUCAAACUGCGCAAAAGGCCGCUCCAUCAAACCCAGCCAACUUACAAGACCCGUUGCCCUCCCUUGCAGCGGAGUUCCCAUUUUACCGCUCCAAAACCAAACAGUUGGGCAGCAUGCUCAAGAAGUCUAAGCACCUUCGCGCUCGCCUCCCCGCGUUUCACAGCGCCCUACAGGACUCGCUUCCAAUGACCCCCGACACACGCACCUUCUACAUUUGGCUCCAACAUUGUGCACGUAGAAGCGGUAAUCUCAAAAUGUUCAUGCAAGUCCUGGAAGACAUGGAGCGAUCAUUUGCCGUCCCGCCUCGUCACAUGAUUUAUAUUCUUCUCUUCGAGGGGUUUGCUUUGCAUGGUCGCGCCCACAAGACGACGCCUGAGUGGACUCGAGAGAGGCUUCGUCUAACUUGGCUGGGCUUCAUACGAGCGGUGCGUGAUUCGAGGGCAAGGCAUCUUGGUUUAUAUCGCAAUGCUCCUACCAUGACUUGGGACAACCCGUUGCGAUCUGCAUCGGAUCUCGAGUUGGAUACAGAGGCUGAGGUUGCUACAGUCAACUCCUCUACGAAGCCCGGCGAUCUUUAUGUUCCUUUGUUAUCUACUUUAUCCGAAGCCCCUUCCGCCGUUGAGGACCCAGCCAAAGCAAACGAAUCAUCCAUGGAGCCAGUGAAUCAUGGAGAGCAGGAUCUGAGCUAUCAAGAGGAAGAACUUUCUGAGGGUAGCGAGUUCUUCACAGAGGAUGACUUCGAAUACGAUGAAGUUUCGGAUGCAUCCGAAAUCCCAGAGAACAAUGACGGGCCGCUCGAAACUUUGGAGAAUAAUUUUGAAGUGCCUGAACUGCCAACUGAGCAAGACAUGGGCUCGACUCGCGAGAAUGUUGAGUCCCCUUCCUCCCGCCUAGACAAUGGAGUCUUUGUGGGAAGACGAAUCUCCAUCGCAAUCCUGCAAGCUUUUGGAACUUGCUGUGGACCUGACGAAGUUAUGGAAGCAUGGCUUCAGUUGGAAGAACUCUGGCCGCCCUCGAAACGUACUGCACUUGACAUGCUCAUUAUGCGGGAAGUGGUCGAAGACCAAAUGGCCCGGAAGCAUCGCUAA